Molecule: messenger RNA, 1341 nt
Organism: Phialemonium atrogriseum
Lineage: Eukaryota; Fungi; Ascomycota; Sordariomycetes; Cephalothecales; Cephalothecaceae
Exons: 1
Coding region: 1-1341 (446 amino acids)
Source: RefSeq, a predicted model, not a curated record
AUGCCUCUCCCCAUAGACAAGUAUCUCACGGGGUCUGGUACAUGGUACUAUGCCACACCACACGAACCAGUGCCCGCCAUACCACCCCCGCCGCCCCCCGCUCCGGCAGAGCUGAUAUCGCGGGUGGACGAAAACUUGCGGUCCACGUGCUCCGAGUGGUCCGGCUGUACUGCGAGCCCGAGAAAUGAGGGAAAUCAGUGGGACGGCGCACGAGUCGACAGGGUAGAUCGCUGGGUCGGACGUAUGGAUGAUGGAGGGACGGAGUAUACGUGGGACGAGGGGGGCCAUGUGAAGGAGAUGGAGGAUUGUCUGGCGCGGGCCAAGACGCGCAUGGCCGACUGGGAGGAGCGCUUGCACGAUGGGCUGCGAAUGAGUCGGCAGAUAAGCCGAGAAGAAUUCAACAUAAUGAUGAGCGGGUGGGACAGGUAUGUACGAGAUUUGCUAAGGGAGGGCCGGGCUGUUGACAUGGAUGAAUUCCGUGCGCUGGUCGAGUCGAAUGGGCUCGACACUAGCAGGGCCAGUUUGGAGGAGGCUAUCGAGAGGCAUAUCGCCGGGGUAGGAGAGUGGGCUGAAGAGCCCGAGCUGAGUCCUGAUACUUCGGAUCGCAACUGGGUGAACAAUUAUCUCACACCGCCACGCUUCAUUUCCAACCUCCAAGCAAUCGACUUUCGAGACCCUAUGGCUCUUCAACUGCUUAGCGGCGUCCUGUUGGACGAGCAUUGGACCAUGGACAUGCUUCUAUUUGAGUACAGCACCGGAGAGGAUACGGUGCAGGCAUUUAUCAAGCUCGGCAGCCGUAUGAGCAAGCCCUAUGUUCGGGGGAGAGAUAGAAACGACACCCGAGCCGAGAAAGAGGACGACACUGCUGUCGUGCGAUGCGUCGCUAGUCUCGGCAACGGCGACACGCACCCGCUCGGUAUACCAGAGUACAUGGUCUGCCUCGGGGAGGCAUUCAUCUUUACCAAGUCACGGACCGAUCCCUGCAAACCAGAAAGGUUCGUCUCAACAAACUACUUUGUCACCAUGGACAUGAUAAGUCCCAAAAACUCCAUCUGGCUGGUGUACAAUGCCGAGAGGGCCGACGAUAAAGGCCGAGUGUCGCAGGUCACGUUCACCAACCCGUUCGGAACGGGGCGCAUGUUCCUCGUCUGCUUGCUUGACUCCGUCGACAAGUGGGAGGUGUCUCCCGACAAGCCAAUGAUUCCGGGAGACCCCAGGGAGCAGAUAAAACAGAGAAUGAAGACAUUCAGGCUCAUGUUUAUGAAGGCUGACAUGGAGGAUGUGGUGAAGGAGGUGGACGCGGGUUGGGAGGCAGCGGACGAGGUCAUGGAUGAGACAUGA